This is a messenger RNA of Dromaius novaehollandiae (emu), 1697 nucleotides long. RefSeq names its product ELL associated factor 2 (gene EAF2). Gene Ontology annotation, molecular function: transcription elongation factor activity. Gene Ontology annotation, biological process: regulation of DNA-templated transcription; transcription elongation by RNA polymerase II. Gene Ontology annotation, cellular component: super elongation complex. The record is from RefSeq and is a predicted model, not a curated record. The transcript has 6 exons. NCBI's taxonomy places the organism in Eukaryota, Metazoa, Chordata, Aves, Casuariiformes, Dromaiidae. Bases 104 to 898 code for a protein of 264 amino acids.
CGGGCGGCGCCGCGGCCCCGCCCCCGCGGCGCCGAGGGAUGUUCUGUGGCGGCGGCGGCGACGCCGGGGCUCGCCAUGGUCUGAGGCGUGCGGGGGCGCCGCGAUGAACGGGGCGGCCCCGCCGCUCUUCGACCCCAAGGAGCGGGUGCUGAAGCUGGGCGAGAGCUUCGAGAAGCAGCCGCGCUGCGCCUUCCACACCGUCCGCUAUGACUUUAAGCCAGCAUCUAUUGAUACAUCCUGUGAAGGAGACCUUGAAGUUGGCAAAGGUGAACAGGUGACAAUAACACUGCCAAAUAUUGAGGGCUCAACUCCACCAGUGACUGUUUUCAAGGGCUCAAAGAAGCCUUACCUAAAAGAAUGUAUCUUAAUUAUCAACCAUGACACUGGAGAAUGUCGCCUAGAGAAACUUAGUAGCAACAUCACUGUGAAAAAAACAAGAGCUGAAGGAAGCAGCAAGGUCCAGUCUCGUAUUGAGCAGCAACAGCAGCAAAUGCGAAAUGCAACUAAGAUUCCGAACAAUGUUAAAAAUUCUCCACCAAAAGAAAAGAUGUUUCCAUCUUCUCCUAUGGAUGAUAUUGAACGAGAGCUAAAAGCAGAAGCCAGUAUCAUGGACCAGUUGAGUAGCUCUGACAGUUCAUCUGACUCUAAAAGUUCUUCAUCGUCUUCAUCUAGUAGUGAAAAUAGUUCUAGUGAUUCUGAAGAUGAGGAGACGAAGUCCUCUCUUCCUAUGUCAAUGCCAUAUUUGCAGCCACAGCCUACUGUAUCUGCCAUGCCACAACAGGCUGUCCCUGACAAAGAUGCCAGUCAUAACAGAUCCCAGGAGAGUAGUGGUCAUAUGAUGAAUACACUACGAAAUGACUUGCAGCUGAGUGAAUCUGGAAGCGAUAGUGAUGACUGAACAAACUUUUGGCCUUAAAUGUUAUCACCUUUUUUGCUAAAGUUGUCUUAGCAUCUGUUUUGCACUAAGAUUAGAUUACCAGAGACUGGAAUGAAUGUCCUCAAUUUUGAUAAUGAAGACAUCUUAAUUUUCUACUGACGCAUCACAUCUACGAUUCAGCAGCAUUGAUAUCUUGUCAGUGCUUUGGUUAUGUGUUUAUCUUCCAAAUUACUGUAUUUACAGUAAAAAUGUGUAUGAUCUGAUUUUGAUUAUUUUUGCCUCAGCCACCUGUUGUACUUGAAACUGAUUUGUAACAGCUAGUUACUUUAUAUAAUAGUUAUGGAAUGGAGAAAUUUCUGGUGUUUAUGGAGGCAAGUUUCCUUCCUAUCAUUUAAAUAUUGAAUGCUGAUCUCGCAACUCUUACUUGGAGAGGGUGAAAGGGAGAACAACUAAAUGAGGUCUGCUGUGUCAGCUACACUUUUCAUUCAAUUCACAGUUCAUAUCUUUAAGGAAACUGCUGAAUAAUGUGGUCCACUAAGUGUAGUUACAGUUUACAAUUGUUCAACACAUUGCUGAAUUCUUAAUUUCAUUGUAUUAUAGGACUUUAUAUUUCUGAGCCUCAAGAUUCCUAAGGAAACCUGUCUAUUCUCUGCCUUUUUAUGUAACUUGAACAGGCUGGUCUUUUUACAACUUUUUUUGUAUCUAAAUUUAGAUAACUGCAGAGAGCAAUGAAUUUCCUUCAUUUAAUUCUGUAACAAAUCAGAAAAUUUCUUUGUAGGAGUAUAAAAGUAAUUUAAUAAAGCAAUAUUUAUCAUUUUAA